This is a messenger RNA of Onychomys torridus (southern grasshopper mouse), 1258 nucleotides long. It is a transcript of the gene Dusp18, whose product is annotated as dual specificity phosphatase 18. NCBI's taxonomy places the organism in Eukaryota, Metazoa, Chordata, Mammalia, Rodentia, Cricetidae. The transcript has 2 exons. Gene Ontology annotation, biological process: protein dephosphorylation. Gene Ontology annotation, molecular function: MAP kinase tyrosine/serine/threonine phosphatase activity. The record is from RefSeq and is a predicted model, not a curated record. The coding region runs from base 473 to 1039 and encodes 188 amino acids.
GCGGACCUCAUGAUCUUUUGGCGCUCUUUGUGACGCUCGGCUAGGAUGUUGCUAGGAAACGUGAGAGGGGCGGGGCCUGCGGGCGGCGGACCUGACGGUGGUCCUUCCGGGCUCUCCGAGACGCGCUGUUAGGCGCGUUUCCGUGGAGACGGGGCCGGUAGGCUCUGCUGCAGCCCACCCGGCUUCUCGGUGAGCUCUGGUAACUGCGCGAGUCCUACGAGGCUGCGUCCGGGUGCGCAGCGGGCCGCGGCUUCUCCCUGGCCCCAGAACUGCCCACUGUUGCGCGAGGAGAAGCCGUUGCUACCGAGAUCCAGGAUCAUGACCGGCCUCUCGGAGACCGUCGCCCGCGGCUCCGCCCUACAAUCGCUUCCUGAAAGACUUCCGCGGUGCUGAGGCAAAGAGUGUUGAGUGAGCACAGCCUAGCCGAAAGAUGGAAGCUUAGCACAUCACCACCCGUUGACCUGUCACCUUGAUGACUUCGCCGUUGGGUGCCUUCCCAGUUCAGUUCCCACAGCCUUCCAUCAGUGGCCUCUCACAGAUCACCAAGAGCCUAUUUAUCAGCAAUGGCACAGCUGCCAACAACAAGCUGCUGCUGUCCAGCAAUCAGAUCACCACGGUCAUCAACGUCUCGGUAGAAGUUGCAAACACCUUCUAUGAGGAUAUCCAGUACGUGCAGGUACCUGUGGUCGAUGCACCCAUUGCACGUCUCUGCGAUUUCUUCGACCCCAUUGCCGACCACAUCCAUUCCGUGGAGAUGAAGCAGGGCCGCACGCUGCUGCACUGUGCCGCUGGUGUGAGCCGCUCGGCUGCUCUGUGCCUCGCCUACCUCAUGAAGUACCAUGCGAUGACCCUUCUAGAUGCCCACACUUGGACCAAAUCAUGCCGGCCCAUCAUUCGACCCAACAAUGGCUUUUGGGAACAGCUCAUCCAUUAUGAGUUCCGGCUGUUUGGCAAGAAUACAAUGCACAUGAUUAACUCUCCAAUGGGACUGAUCCCAGACAUCUAUGAGAAAGAGAUCCAUUUGAUGAUUCCACUGUAAGCCAACCCAACCAGCUCCUGUACUGGGGGCAGCAGUACAGCCCUGUCAUUAACAGUACACCAAGGUCUAAACUUGAACAUUCUACUUGUGUUGCUACAGGAACACACAAGAUGGUGCUUUUUAUAAGAAAACUGAGUUGCUAUAACUUUUCACCUCAUAAUCCACAGGUUUGGUGGUACAUGCCUGUAACCUUAGAUGGCUGAAGCAGGAAGAUUUCGA